Messenger RNA from Nothobranchius furzeri (turquoise killifish), 2606 nucleotides. The record is from RefSeq and is a predicted model, not a curated record. NCBI's taxonomy places the organism in Eukaryota, Metazoa, Chordata, Actinopteri, Cyprinodontiformes, Nothobranchiidae.
GCGCUUUUCAAGACCCCCAAAGACGCUUUCACACACUCUCACAUUCACACACUGCUAGUGACGAUAAGCUACUUGUAGCUACAGCCGCCCUGGGGAGGUCUGACAGAGGUGAGGCUGCCAUUUGGUGCCGUCGGCCCCUCUGAUCACCACUAACACAGGCAAGUUGGGUGAAGUGUCUUGCCCAAGGACACAACAGCAGGAUACCCCUGGUGGGAGCUGUAAUCGAACCCAUGACCCUCCGAUCAUGAGGCAACCCGCUCUACCACCUGAGCUACUGCUGCCCCAAAUCACAGGAGAUGUCCAGACUUUGGAAGCCUGUUAAUCGUGUUAAUAAGAGAAGGGCAUUUAAUUUGCUUUAACAACAUAUUUACGCAGAUAGGACUUUACAAUCGCCCACAAUAUUUUGUUGAGGAUGUUUUUCUGAAACCAGGCCUGUAUGACCGAUGUCACCUCGUCUUUAGAUGCACCUGCAGCCGCUGAUAUCAGAAACGGGGAUCCGCGCUGCAACCUGAACAAUUAAUCCAUUCCACAUAUUUCCAGAAGAACACAUUUGCUGAAAGAUUUGUGCAAUAAUCAGAUUUUAUUUUACUUCCUCAAAAUGCUGAUUUUACAUUAGAUAUUAGGAGAACCGGGAAAGGCUUGCCAUCAAAUUAAAAAUCCGUCCCUUGUUAAGUGUAAGUCAGGCUGGGCGGCUCACUGGCUGCUUCCAGGCCAUUGACUUUCAAGAGCUACCGGUAGCUCACGACCAACAUGUUGGAGACCCCUGCAAUAACACAACUCUCAUGUGUGAAUUUAAAGUUACAGCAGUCGGUAAUUCACGUUUUGUGUUUCUGUUUCCUACAGAUGUUCAACAGAUGGUGCAGGUUAAAGAAGAUCCUGAAGAACAGAGUGCUGGUGUGGACCAGCAGGACCCAGAACACCUCCACAUAAAGGAGGAAAAUGAGGAACUCUGGACCAGUCUUAAGGGAGAGCAUCUCCAUUUGAAGGAGGAGACUGAUUCUGCCAGGUUUCAAUUCAGUGCUUUUUCUAUAAAGCGUGAGGAUGAUGAAGAGAAACGUCUGGUCUCACAGCUUCAUCAGCAGCAAAUAGAAGACAGAGAUGUUCCAACCAGCAUCUCAUCUGACCAGAUGACAGCAGAAACUGGUGGAGUAUCAGGAACUAGCAGGAACCCAGAUCUGAACCCUCAUGAACAAACAUCUGAUUCUUCAGAGACUGAAAUUAGUGGAGAUGAUGAUAUGAAUCUAGACUCUGGGAUGUCAGACUCUGGGUCUGAAACUGGAGACAAAGACCAUGACUGGAAUGAGAAAACGUCUUCUGAGUCAGAUGUUAAGACGGUCAACAUAUCCUUCAACUGUCUUGAGUGCGGUGAACGACUUCAUGACAAGCAGUCUCUCCAGAAACAUGUGAGAGUAUCCAGUCAUUCAGCAAUAAGGUCUUCCAGCUUUUUGGUUAAUAAGAAAUCUGUUAGACUUAAGCAACAUGUAGACUCAUAUAGGAAAGUCCAGAAAGAACUAAAAUCAUUUAGUUGUGGUGACUGUGGAAAAAUAUUUAGAAGAAAAUCAAGUUUAAACAUUCACAUGAGAGUCCACUCAGGACAGAAACCUUUUGUCUGUGAGCGCUGUGGAAAAAGAUUUAAACAUAAGUCAACUUUAAACACUCACAUGGGAAUCCACACAGGACAGAAACAGUUUGUUUGUGAGCUCUGUGGAAAAAGAUUUACCCGUAAGUCAGGUUUAAACGAUCACAUGAGAGUCCACACACGACAGAAACCUUUUGUCUGUGAGCUCUGUAGAAAAAGAUUUACCCAAAAGUCGACUUUAAGCAUUCACAUGAGAGUCCACACAGGACAGAAACCUUUUGUCUGUAAGCUCUGUGUAAAAAGAUUUACCCAAAAGUCAGGUUUAAACAGUCACAUGACAGUCCACACAGGAGAGAAACAAUUUGUCUGUGAGCUCUGUGGAAAAAGAUUUACCCAAAAGUCAGGUUUAAACAUUCACAUGAGAGUCCACACAGAAGAAAAACAGUUUGCUUGCGAGCUCUGUGGAAAUCGAUUUACCCAUAAGUCAACAUUAAACGAUCACAUGAGAAUCCACACAGGACAGAAACCUUUUGCCUGUGAGCUUUGUGGAAAAAGAUUUACCCAAAAGUCGAAUUUAAACAUUCACAUGAGAGUCCACACAGAAGAAAAACAGUUUGCUUGCGAGCUCUGUGGAAAUCGAUUUACCCAUAAGUCAACAUUAAACGAUCACAUGAGAAUCCACACAGGACAGAAACCUUUUGCCUGUGUGCCCUGUGGAAAAAGAUUUACCCAUAAGUCAGGCUUAAACAAUCACAUGACGGUUCACACAGGAGAGAAACAAUUUGUCUGUGAGCUCUGUGGAAAAAGAUUUACCCAAAAGUCGCAUUUAAACAUUCACAUGAGAGUCCACACAGAAGAAAAACAGUUUGCUUGCAAGCUCUGUGGAAAUCGAUUUACCCAAAAGUCGACUUUAAACACUCACAUGAAAAUCCACACAGGACAGAAACCUUUUGCCUGUGAGCUCUGUGGAAAAAGAUUUACCCAUAAGUCAACUUUAAACAAGCACAUGAGUGUCCACACAGGAUAG